AUAUAAUUUUUACGAUACUCUGCCACUGCAGCUAUGGCCUCAAAGUAGCGUGAUUUUCCUAAAAUAAAAACAAUUGAACGAGCAUAAAUAAGGAAUUAGGAAUAACUAGUGAACAAAAGAAAAUAAACACAAAAAAUGCCAUAAAAAAUAUUAACAAUAACCACCAACAUUGUUAAAUAAAUUGAAUUUUGAUUACAAAGAAAUAAAUUUUUAGAUUUAAAGACACAUAGAAAAGUGAGGUAAAGUGCCAACACGAGAGCCAAAGGCACAUAAAAUACGCACACACAUACACAAAAUAACAAAUACAGUAUAAACGUUAAUCAGAAGGCAAACAUUUAAUUCUACACAAAUAAGGAGAGCGUCAAAGCAACAAAAAACAACAACCAAUUAACGGACACCAGCAACAAAGUCUGUGAUUUUUUAUAUAAUUUUUAUUUUUGUUUGGAUCGCAAAUUUAAUUGUUUGUUUCAUUAUUUUGCUGUGGCGCCGAAAUCUCUACAUUGUUGUCUUGCCCUUACGUCGGCUGUCAUGUGAAAAAUUCAAGUUACCCAUUGCCCCACAAACGGACUCACCACAAAUCAAAACAAGAGCAAAUAAACAAAUAAAACGCACAGGAAUCAACUGUAUGAAAUACUAAAUGAAAAGGAGUGAAACGUAGCGGAUCACUUAGAAGGAAAGUAAAAGCAUAAACAACUCCAAGAACAGCCACAACCACAGCCAGCGCCAACUAGAAUUGUUUCUCGCAUAAAAAGCUAAACCAAGUACCAAGAAAGACAGAAAGCGAGAAGGGCGGAAAGACAGAUAUAUACAAGCAAUGAUAACUUGGCUAAAAGUCAUUUCAAGCAGAAAGCAGUGAUUGCAUUUUGAGUGGGUUGUUCGGAAUUGAACAAUUCCAAAUUGCAGUGGUGUCAAUUGAGUACAAAUUGCAUGCCAACAGCACGCAAAAUAAAUUAAUGUGGCUCGUUUGUUGAUUUAACGGUGCAAUUUGCUGUGGAGUUCUGCGACUGGACGCUGAGCAUGCAAAUGAAAAUAUAUGUAUGUGCAUAUCUAAUAGACUGAUCUACGUUUAAGACGUUCAAUUGGCUCGUUUGCUCAACUGAAAUUUUUUACGCUCAACUUCGAAGCUUUUCUAAACAUUCCUCAUAUUGUUUACUGUUUUAAGUAAUUUGUACUAAACACAUACACACACUUAAAAAUGGUACAUGCACCAGCGCGCAAAAAUAAAAGCGCAAAUGGCAAUUGUGAUUUAGUAGAGGAUGUCCUGACGCCAGUGCCUCCAGAUGGCGGUUGGGGAUGGAUGGUCGUCUUUGGCUCCUUUAUGAUACAUCUUAUUACCGAUGGCAUGACAUACUCGUUUGGCCUCUUCUACAAUGAGUUUCUCGACUACUUUAACGAGGGCAAAGGUUACACGGCCUGGAUAGUGUCCAUUAUGGUGGGCGUUACUUAUGCUUCAGGCCCCAUCUCCUCAUCCUUCGUCAACCGCUACGGCUGCCGCGCAGUUACCAUAGCGGGUGCCAUUAUUUCCGCAAUCUGCAUCGUUUCUAGCAUAUUCGCCCAGAAUGUACUGACACUUAUAUUCACCAUUGGCAUCGGCACCGGCUUCGGUCUGGGUCUCAUCUAUCUACCAGCCAUCGUGAGUGUGACGACAUGGUUCGAGGCGAAACGUUCGCUUGCCACGGGCAUUGCAGUGUGUGGUUCCGGUUUCGGUACAUUCGUAUUUGCACCACUCACCGAACAUCUGAUCGGCUCGUUUGGUUGGCGUGGCGCGAUGCUCAUCAUUGGCGGCAUAGUAUUGAAUUGCAUCAUUUUCGGCGCACUUUUCCGCCCAUUGGAACCGCCACAGCCGCCUAAGGGGAAGAAAGCCGAUAUUAUUGAUAAUAAUACAACGAUUGGAGAGUUGAAGCCACUCAAAUCGAAUGCAGAUGGUGGAGAUCAAUACUUGCAGUUGCCAGAACGCGCAGAUGGGCCACUAUGUCGGUCAAACAGCGUGGGACAUGGCUUCAAUAGUAACAAUUUGCGACAACAGCUGCGUCCCUCAUUGGCGCAUUGCCGGAUGCUCUCACUCGACUUGACAAUGCUGUUAGCGCAAGUAAAAUGUAGUUCGUUCCCAACACCGUCAGAUGAUUCCCAUAUAAAUCAAACCGAUCUUACAAUCCUGUUAUAUGCAAAUAAUAACCAGGCUGUGAACAAUAGCGCUAAUGGUAAACCCCCAGUGCCGACCAUCGGGCAGAGCACCAGCAGCACGGAUAUGGUGCGUCACCGUAGUCAGCCGCAUUUGGAGCAAUUGACGCCGCCACAUGAGAACUGGGGUAGUGGCACCAUGUAUCGGCCGGACAUUCUAUACCAGGGUUCUCUGCUCAACAUACCAGAGUACACGGCAUCACGCAAUGACCUCUCCGGCAGUGGUAUGAUUAAGCGUUACGGCUCGGUGCGACCCAGUGCACGUGCCAGUCAAAGUCAGGAAGUAAUAAGAUGUUGUGGCUGUGUGACCUGCUCCAAGGAGACCCACGACACCUUUGUCGAAAUGAUGAACUUCUCGCUGCUAAAAGAUGUGGUCUUCAUUGUGUUUGCGCUCUCGAACUUCUUCACCAGCAUCGGUUUCAACGUGCCAUACAUUUACAUAGUCUCACAAGCUGAAACACUAAAUCUCGGCAGUAAGGAGUCCAGCUACCUGAUUGCCAUUAUAGGUGUGGCCAAUACAAUUGGCAGAAUAGUGCUGGGCUACGUGUCCGACAAACCAUGGGUAAAUCGAUUGUGGGUGUACAAUGUCUGUUUGACUCUGUGCGGCAUUGCUACCGCCAUGGCGCCGUUCUGUACAACUUUCUACACGCUCGGCGCUUAUUGCGCAGCCUUCGGAUUCACCAUCGGCGCCUAUGUCGGCUUGACUUCAGUGAUACUGGUCGACCUGCUUGGCUUAGAGAAAUUAACAAAUGCUUUUGGUCUUUUGCUACUCUUCCAAGGCAUCGCUUCAUUUAUUGGACCUCCAAUUGGCGGCUGGCUGUAUGAUGUCACCAAUUCGUAUGGUCCCGCUUUCUUCAUGGCUGGCAUCACGAUCGCUAUCAGCGGUAUUAUACUUUUCGUCAUUCCACCCAUUCAACGGCAUCUCGACGCCAAGGCCAAACAGCAACAACAAGCGAACGCGCAGGCGCUAUCGCUAAGUUAGUAUGGCCUUGCGCUUUUAGCAGAAAGUGUUAGUGGUGGUGAAUCGAGUAGCGAGUCGCCAUUGUGCGCUACGUCGCCCAACAUGACUUUGAUACAAUUUUGUAUUGAGCGCUUUUAUUUUCAAACUAUUUUUUGUUUGCUUAUAAUUUUGUAUGUUCUUCGUAAACAAUUUCUUAGACUUUUGUAUCAUUUAGAAUAUACGCACGUAUGUAUGUAUACCAUUUAAGUAGUUGUGUAUGAGAAAGAAGUGACCUUUGCGGCGCAUCACAAAAAUAGGGAAACACUUUUGCCUUUAUGAAUACAUACUCGUAUGUAAACCUAUACACAUACAUACGUAUGCAGAUAUGUAUAUGGCUGUAAUAUUUAUGUAGCUAAAUACAUAUUUAAACAAAAAACUUCAAAUUUACUCUAGUUGCUAGCGUAGGAAAUGAGAGCGAACAGAAUUUAGUUAUAUUUAUAUGAAUGUUAUAGUUGCUAUUGAGUAUGAAAAAUGCGAAAAUGACAUGUGAAUCUAACAAAGAAGAAUUUAAUAAGUACUAAAUUACUGUUAGGCUAAAAUCCAAAAACAAAAUAUUCUAUUAAAAACUCAAAAUUUGUUCAACACUUCAAGUCUUGCCUACGCAUUAAGUACUUCAAUAAUCAAUCGCUCAGGUCUGCCAUAGCGCACAUAUCGUAUCGUAUGCUCAAACUGUAUGCACGACAACUGAUAACGGUAUUCACGAUAGUCUGUAAAGUAAGAAUUGCUAAUGAACGGAAAAGUGGUAAAUAAUUCAUGGUGUGAAAAAAUGGUAUGAAAA
Anastrepha obliqua is the source of this 3959-nucleotide messenger RNA. RefSeq names its product riboflavin transporter RibJ (gene Mct1). The record is from RefSeq and is a predicted model, not a curated record. Gene Ontology annotation, biological process: monocarboxylic acid transport; transmembrane transport. Lineage: Eukaryota; Metazoa; Arthropoda; Insecta; Diptera; Tephritidae. The coding region runs from base 1196 to 3163 and encodes 655 amino acids. The transcript has 10 exons. Gene Ontology annotation, molecular function: monocarboxylic acid transmembrane transporter activity.